Hippocampus zosterae (dwarf seahorse) is the source of this 2609-nucleotide messenger RNA. It is a transcript of the gene gad3, whose product is annotated as glutamate decarboxylase 3. Gene Ontology annotation, biological process: carboxylic acid metabolic process. The coding region runs from base 445 to 2331 and encodes 628 amino acids. Gene Ontology annotation, molecular function: pyridoxal phosphate binding; carboxy-lyase activity. The transcript is spliced from 16 exons. The record is from RefSeq and is a predicted model, not a curated record. Gene Ontology annotation, cellular component: cytoplasm. Lineage: Eukaryota; Metazoa; Chordata; Actinopteri; Syngnathiformes; Syngnathidae.
GAAUCAUUGACAAGAAUAUUUAACCUUGAAAACAAAAACAAACCACCUGUCCCCGUUGAUCCGCAUGGGAAUCCUUUGAUCCCUCUGAGCUUGUUAGUUUUAGUUAGUUCACGUACGCAUACUGUAUGUAUGUACCGUGAGAAGGGCGUGAGCCGCCCUUGUAUGGUGAGCCCCAGCUCUCCCCUCCCCUCCCUUGGCGUGCCGUGCUUAUUGCUGCUCUCUGCGACUCCGAAGUGACACAACACCCAGACCCCCUUGACGUCUCACUCCAGUUCACAGCAUUUGUCCGAGAAGAAUAACGACGACCGACCGGACUCAACCGUAGGCCAAGUUCUUUCAAGAAAAGUCACCGUGUCACUGACGUGACUCUCACCUACCCUUUUUUUUUUUUAAACACCGAAGCUUGCGUGUCCCUUCAUUUUGAACCCCGACAUUCAUUCCGAUAUGGAUUUCUUAAAGCCGCCAGACAGCGUCACGGGCAAAGCGACCAAAAUGGACAAGCGCCCCGAGGACUCACUCCGAGAAAAUAAACACACUCCGACCGAUUUCGGCGACAUAUACUGCAAAGACCUUCUGCCAACCUCAGGAGGAGAAGGAAUGACGAGGGAAUUUCUGCAGGAGAUCGUCAACAUAUUGAUGAAUUACAUCUGCAAGUCCUAUCAGAGAAAUUCCAAGGUUUUGGAUUUUCACCACCCUCACCAACUCAAAGAGGGACUGGAAGGCUUUAGUCUGGACCUGCCUGAAAAACCAGACACCCUUGAGCAAAUAUUAGUGGAUUGUCGAGACACGCUGAAAUACGGGGUCAAUACAGGCCAUCCUCGCUUCUUCAAUCAACUGUUUGCCGGGCUGGAUGUGAUGGGUGUUGCUGGCGAAUGGCUGACAUCGAUCGCCAACACCAACAUGUUUACAUAUGAGGUGUCUCCCGUCUUCACCCUGAUGGAGGAAGUUCUACUCAAGAAGAUGCAUAGCAUUGUAAGAUGGUCUGAUGACGAAGGAGAUGGGAUCUUCUCACCAGGAGGCACAAUGUCCAACCUUUACAGUAUGCUGGUGGCAAGAUAUUACUUCUACCCAGAAGUGAAGACAAGAGGAAUGGGAGCUCUGCCUCACUUGGCCCUCUUCACUUCUGAACAUAGUCACUAUUCAGUCAAGAAGUCUGCCGCCGUGCUUGGACUGGGCAUCGACAACGUCUUCAUCGUGAAAUGUGAUGAAAGAGGGAAAAUGAUUCCAGAAGAGCUCGAGGCUUCCAUUCUUGCGGCUGAAGAAAAGAACAUGGUUCCAUUCUAUGUGAAUGCAACAGCAGGCACGACCUUGUAUGGAGCUUUUGAUCCUCUCCACGCCAUUGCGGACAUCUGUCAGAGACACACUCUAUGGAUGCAUGUGGACGCGUCAUGGGGCGGAGGUUUACUUUUGUCCGACCGACACAGGAUGAAGCUCCAGGGCAUUGAAAGAGCGUGGUCAGUAACGUGGAACCCUCACAAGAUGAUGGGUGUUCCCCUGCAGUGCUCAGUGAUACUGAUCAAGAAGAAAGGCCUCUUGCAAAAAUGCAACGAAUUGGGCGCGCCGUACCUUUUCCAGAAAGACAAAUGCUAUGAUGUGAGCUACGAUACCGGAGACAAGAGCAUCCAGUGUGGCAGACACGUGGAUGUCUUCAAACUCUGGCUCAUGUGGAAGGCAAAGGGCACCGAGGGCUUCGGAGCUCAGGUCAACAAGUGCUUGGGAAACGCCAAGUAUUUAUAUGAUCUGCUGCAGAGGAGGAAAGACUUUGAACUCGUCGUCAAAAACAAACCAGAGCACAGCAACGUGUGUUUCUGGUACAUUCCUCCAAGUCUGAGAGGCAUGCCACCGGGUACCGACCGAGACAAGAAACUCCAUCAGGUCUGUCCAGAUCAAGGUCGCCCCUCAGAUCAAAGGACGGCUGAUGGAAAAGGGAUCCGUUCUGAUCGGUUAUCAGCCGACGAGGACCAAGGUCAACUUCUUCCGAUGCGUGUUUGUCAACCCAGCGACGCAGCCCGAGGACAUCGAUUUCCUGCUGGAGGAGAUCGCCCUCCUGGGGCACGACUUAUGAUGGAGCGGUCGGUCUGGCUUUUGUUUGGAUGGCAAGUGCUACAGUCUGCACCGCGUUGCUGCCGAGUCCGAGUACAGCUUACGGUUGCGAUCGCGCCUCCAAACUACGCACCUGCCCCCGCUGCGGACACUGGAGCUCGCCGGCAAGAUUGUGGCCCGACGGGACGACUGGGAAAACGGAAAAUGCCGUUUCGUGCGGUGGCCUACGGCGAGCUUGCAUUCUUCAACCACUGCAAAUACUGCGCGCAUAGAGUUCGGCUUCGGUAGAUUCGACAGAAACGUUUCUUUUUAGAAGUUGUUAAUUUUUCUGAAGUGUAAAUAUCUUACACCUUUUCUGUGUGCGUUUUGCGAAAUGCAAAUACGUUUCAGCUUGUGUUUGUAAAAAAAAUGUUUCGGCUUAUGUUUGUUUUCUGAGAUGCAUUUCUGUCAAUGUAAAAAAAAGUCUUUCACAGUUUGUCGUUUUGUUUUGCUCUUCACCUGUACGGUAAUUGGUAAAACAAUGCAUUUACCAUUUUGAAAAUAAAUAAAAAUCAAAAUGCCAUCAU